UGCGGUCACUCUAAACGAACGGAAUUGAAAAAGAGUCGCGGACGGAACGGAUUCUUGGAAACUUUGCUGUGGAAGCCGAUUUAAAGCAGUUUAUUGCUAUUAAAUAAGAGUUAAAAGUGAAGGCGAGCACCAGUGUUUCAGUGACCAUUUUUACAUAUAUAUAUUUAACGAAUUUCUCUCGUAAAAGUCUCGUCGCGCUUCCAACAAAAUCAAGAUUAAAAGCCAGUUAACAAUUAAACCAAAUACAGGUCGCAAGACUUAAUAACAACAAAUUUGGAAUAAAUCACCAGCGCCGACUGCGACGCCAACGCCAUUCUCUUUCUGCUCUUUAUUUUCGGUGCGCGCGUCGCUUUCUUACCCGCAGCCCAGCAGCGCAGCAGCGCAGUCGCAGCAGCUGAAAAAUAUUAACGAAACACGGGGAAAAGUGUAAAUUGAACAACGGGGCGCUGCGAUUUAUAUAACAACACGAAAUCGAAAACAACAAAACAAAGCAAACCUGUUAUUAGCUGUUUUGUGUAUGAACGUGUGCUAAACAAAUUCUCGGCUUCAAAACACACACAAAUAUACAUUUUCAGAAUACAAAAAAAUACACAGAAAAUAGUCGCAAAAUGCAAAAUUGAUCGGGAAGAGCAGCAUAUAUCAUCGUGUGUACAGUGGAAUAGUGUCCCCCCCCAUUGAGUCGGCCAAAAUAGUUAAGCAACAAUAAGCAUCCUGUGUAAAUAAAAGUGCUAUACAUACACACAGGCUUACAACAAAAACGUAAGCAGCGGUAAAAACGAGAAGCAGGAGAAGAGAGGAGACCAACAGCAGCAGCAGCAACAACAACAACAACUACAGCAACAAGAUGAACAAGACCUGUGCGCGUUGUCAGAAGGUGGUUUAUCCCAUCGAGGAGCUCAAGUGUCUGGAUAAAACAUGGCACAAAACGUGUUUCAAAUGCACAGAAUGCGGCAUGGCGCUCAAUAUGAAAACCUACAAGGGCUACAACAAAAUGCCCUACUGCGAGGCACACAUACCGAAGGCCAAGGCAACGGCCAUUGCCGAUACGCCCGAACUGAAGCGCAUCGCGGAGAACACGAAAAUCCAAUCGAACGUUAAAUACCACGCGGACUUUGAGAAGGCCAAAGGCAAAUUUACACAGGUGGCCGAUGACCCGGAAACGCUGCGGAUCAAACAGAACACGAAGCACAUAUCGAAUGUGGCAUAUCACGGCGAUCUGGAGAAGAAGGCCGCCAUGGAGAAGCAGCGAGGAUCCGCCGAGGUGUCCGAUAGCAGCAAUGAAUCGGAAUAUUUCUCUGAGCAAUUGGCAGCUGAACAAUUAUCGCAAUAUGCACCCACAGCCUCACCCAUACCGCCAGCAGUGACAACACUACACCAGCAACAGCAGCAGCUGCAACAUCAGCAGCAGCAGCAAUAUCAGCAGCAACUGCAACAUCAGCAGCAGCAACACCAACACUAUCUGCAACAGCAGCAACAGACCCUGCCACCGCCACCCAUACAACACCAGCAAUACAACACAGCGGCCAUAACGCCCACAUACCAACAGCUACAACAGCAACAACACCACCAGCAACAGCGAGCCCAACAACAACAACAACAACAUCAGCAGCAGCAACAGCAACUGCACGAUCCCUAUGCCCAUUACCAGCAACCGCAGGCACUGCGCCAGCAGCACCAACAGCAGCUACACCAGCAGCAGUUGCUGCAACAGCAAGCCAUUAAACAUGCCUCACAUCUGUAUCCCACAGCAACAUCCCAUCAGCCGCAGCAGCAGCAGCAGCAGCAACAGCAACAGCAUCAACAGCCACAACAACAGCUGCAGAAUUCGCAGCAGCAGCAGGCGCUUAAUAGCUACAAUGAGAUGCGCUCAGCCAUACUCCAGAAUUCGCAUCAUCCCAGCGGCAACUCUGUCGAUCACUAUGAUCAUCAGCCCCCACAGCAGCAGCAGCAGCAGCAGCCCCAACAGCAGCCGCAGCAGCACAACAGUAACCCCACGAUGGUGGCAGCUCCACAACAGCAACAUAGCCUGCUGAACAACAAUCCCAGCAACGGCAACAUCGUUGGCGGCGGCGGCGUUAGCAGCAAUCACAGCUUGAACAAUAAUAAUGGCCAUGGUCAGCAGCAGCAACUGCCGCAGCAACAACUGCCGCAGCAGCAGCAGCAGCAGCCACAACAACAACAACCGACGACCAACAACAGCCAACAAAUGCUGCCGCCACAAAUGAGACGCUCGGCGGCCAGUGUGACUGGAGUAGUUGGAGGAGGAGGAGGAGCACCAGCCGGACCAGGAGUUCAGCAGCUGUAUGCCUCACCCAAUUAUGCCACGGUUUCGCCCUCGGAGAACGCCAUAAAUACCAAGAAUGCCAGCAAUGGCCACGUGCCCAUGGUGGCCAGCGGUGGUAAUAUCGGAAAGAUAGCCGACUACGAUCCGUUGACGGAUGGGCCAAGGGUGGUGCCCCAGUCUGGCAGAUCCAGCACCACAUUGGUCUACAGCUCUGCAGGUGGCAACAGUGUGUAUCCCAAGAGGAUUGGCUCCAUUCAGGACAUUGAUCCAGCCAAUGGCAUCUACGGUUCGCUGAGUGGUGCCGAGCAGGCUCUGCAGCAGCAAAAGCAGCAGCAGUACUAUCAGCAGGUGCAGAUGAUGCAGCAGCAGGAGCAUCCGCCACAACAGCAGCAGUUGCGCCAGCAGCCAUCCUACGUCUCCCUGCAGGAAAAACAGUCGCGCCAAAGCGGUGCCUUGCGUGUGUAUCGGGCCAUCUAUGACUACGAGGCGCAGGACGUCGACGAAGUCAGCUUUUCUGAAGGCGAUGUCAUCUUUGAGGUGGAAUCCAUUGACUCUGGCUGGAUGACCGGUCGUGUGGAGCGAACCGGCAAGACCGGCAUGCUGCCCGCCAACUAUGUGGAGCAGGCGGUUAUAUAAUAGGGAAUGUUCUACUACU
Messenger RNA from Drosophila serrata, 2939 nucleotides. RefSeq names its product LIM and SH3 domain protein Lasp (gene Lasp). Gene Ontology annotation, cellular component: Z disc; focal adhesion. Lineage: Eukaryota; Metazoa; Arthropoda; Insecta; Diptera; Drosophilidae. Gene Ontology annotation, molecular function: actin filament binding. The record is from RefSeq and is a predicted model, not a curated record. Gene Ontology annotation, biological process: cardiac muscle thin filament assembly.